Messenger RNA from Osmerus eperlanus (European smelt), 5014 nucleotides. RefSeq names its product acyl-CoA synthetase family member 3 (gene acsf3). Gene Ontology annotation, molecular function: medium-chain fatty acid-CoA ligase activity. The transcript has 9 exons. The record is from RefSeq and is a predicted model, not a curated record. The coding region runs from base 740 to 2545 and encodes 601 amino acids. NCBI's taxonomy places the organism in Eukaryota, Metazoa, Chordata, Actinopteri, Osmeriformes, Osmeridae. Gene Ontology annotation, biological process: fatty acid metabolic process.
CAGUAAAAAAACACAAAAAAACGAUACAUUUGCGGGAUUAUUUGCAAGCUCUGUCAUCCUCCCUCCCCUCUUUCCUUAGCUAUGUCAGCUAGCUUGCUACUAGCUACCAAAUAAUUAUUCGCUGGCUAUUUACAGAUCCAGCUUGUACUGUUUUUGUUUAUUUUAUUUUAAGCUUAACAGUACAAUAUUGAAUACAAUUUAAAUGCUCUAUCACUGAUCAUAUCCAUGCUUACAGUACUCAUUGUGACUGCAUGGCUUGUCCACAUUGUCUGAGAAGUAAAAUGAUCUUUGCCCUUAGUCCCAAAGUCAAAGAAUCUCAUUGCCAACAACAGUGGUUUUCCAUUCAAGUUGAUGUUAUCGUUAUGUAAUGAAAAUACAUGAAAUGGCUUACCAGAAGACUAACUGGACCAGGGAUAGAAAUUGUAAUGAGUAAAGGGAGUUGGUUUAAAGGUGCUGGAGUUAGUAUACAACUGGCAGAACUAAAAUAGUAUAAAUAGUAUUUCAACUGCCUCUGAGCACUGCAUUCGAGCUAGAGUACCAAAUGGUUCCACGUGAUGUCACACUUAAGGCGACUGUGUAAUUAGCUGUUUUUAACAUGCAAUAAUAGAUAUUUUGUUUUGUGAGCUUAAAAUAAUCAAUCAUUAUUGAUUCAUAUUCAAAAUGAAUAGGUUGCCACAGCUGAUCUGACCCAGGGCGGAGUGUGUAUUGGGAGAGCAGACUAGAGAGCCUGUCUGCUACCAUGAUUCUGUCAGGACGAGCAGCCUCAGUAGCAACAGCAGCUCACCUAUCUUGCUCCACUCAAGUCCUGACUGGCCCCCUCUGGCUCUCUGCUGUAGUUGGAUGCUCACACUGUGUGGUGACCAGGUGGAUUUUGGGAAAUGUAGUUCUACCUCAGAAGAGAGCCUACAGCUCCUCUGGUGUCUACAGGACAGCUGUAGCUACAGGAGGGAGCAGUAGGCCAGUAUUCACCCGUGCCCCUGCCUAUGGAGAUAAACUAGCCAUAGUGGACAGCAGCGGUAGUCACAGCUACAAACAGCUGUACGACAGCAGUACCAGCCUGGCCAGGAAGAUCACCUCUGCCCUGGGCUGCCCUUCAGGUGACCUGGAAGGGAAACGGGUGUCCUUCCUGUGUGCCAACGAUGCCUCCUACACAGUCGCCCAGUGGGCCGUAUGGAUGUGUGGCGGGACAGCCGUGCCACUCUACCGGAAGCAUCCGCCGUCAGAGCUGGAGUACAUUGUUUCGGAUUCCCAGACGUCCCUGCUGGUGGCGGGGGACCCAUAUGGGGAUACCCUGAUGCUGCUGGCACAGGGGAUGGGCCUGCCAUGUCUGCUGCUGCCCCCCUCCUCCAACGUGGACACCCUGGAAGAAGCUGAUCUGGUUGAGGCUGGCGCGGGCAUCAGGGACUGGGCACAGCGGCCUGCCAUGAUUAUCUACACCAGUGGGACCACCGGAAGGCCUAAGGGAGUUCUUCACACACACAACAGCAUCUUGGCCAUGGUAAGGGGUCUUGUGUCAGAGUGGGCGUGGUCCAGGGAUGAUGUCAUCCUGCACACCCUGCCCCUGCACCACGUGCACGGGAUCGUCAACAAGUUGCUGUGUCCUCUCUGGGUGGGCGCCACCUGUGUCAUGCUGCCUGACUUCCAUCCCCAGAAGGUAUGGGACCUUCUCCUCAGUAGUAGGCCUCCCGUGGUCAACGUCUUCAUGGCCGUGCCCACCAUCUACUCCAAGCUCAUCCAACACUACGAGGAGAACUUCACCAGGCCCCACGUCCAGGACUUCAUCAGGGCGGUCUGCAAAGAGAGGAUCAGGUUGAUGGUAUCGGGCUCGGCCGCCCUCCCCCAGCCCACCCUCCAGCACUGGGAGCAGAUCACCGGACACACACUCCUGGAGCGCUACGGUAUGACCGAGGUGGGCAUGGCUCUCUCCAACCCCCUCAACGGACCCCGCAUCCCAGGUGCAGUCGGUGUCCCUCUUCCAGGAGUGGAGGUGUGCAUUGUCAUGACGAACGCUACCAGCACCACCAUCGCUGAGGGCAACAGCGCAGAAACCAGGGUACGGCCUGGUCUGGAGGGGAAGGAGGGGGAGUUGAGGGUGAGGGGAGCGUGUGUCUUUCAGAAGUACUGGAACAAACCCCAGGAGACCAAGGAAAGCUUCACUACUGACGGCUGGUUCAAGACAGGGGACACCGCAGUGUUCAAGGACGGGGUCUACUGGAUCAUGGGCCGCACCUCUGUCGACAUCAUCAAGAGUGGAGGCUACAAGAUCAGCGCUCUGGAUGUGGAGCGCCACCUACUGGCUCAUCCGGACAUCCUAGACGUGGCUGUUAUUGGUGUUCGGGAUCCCACCUGGGGUCAGAAGGUCACCGCCGUGGUGCAGCUGAGGAGGGGCCGGAGCCUUACCUUGGCAGAACUGAAGGCCUGGGCCAGGGAGCACAUGGCCCCCUACACCAUCCCGACAGGGCUCAUCGUGGUGGAGGAGAUGCCAAGGAACCAGAUGGGCAAAGUCAACAAGAAGGACCUGCUCCGGACCGUCUCUCCCAGCUAGGAGGAUGACAUCACUUCCUGUGGAGAACAGCACUUACUUUUUCCAUCCCCGUCCCCUCUAACCAAGACAGACCACAGUCAUUUUAGCUGUCUUUUUCCAAUGCCCAUCCUCUCUAACUUUCCUGCGGAGAAACACACACUCAUGUAUGCUCCUAAGAGUGACCCAGAACAGGAUGAUUAAAUGAAUGAUGGGUGGUGCUGUUGUGAUAAGAUGAUGAUGAUUUUCACAACACUGCCGUGUAUAAACUGACUGCGCCAAUCAUCAACAUGCUGUAGGCACACCGGGAGAUGAAUGAUAAUACUGACACAAAUAGACAUUAAGAAACAGUGUGAUCAAAGCUGUAAAACACACAUUGAGUUUUUGUACACUGGAAGACGAUGUAGAAGGCUGUAAUAGUCUGCUUUCAGAUAGAUGCCCUCGGAGUGUCAACUACUUUACGUUUAUUUUAACUUGUAAUAUAUAGAUGAAGUAUUCUUGAGUUGAAUUGCUGUUGUCUGAUUCAACAGCCCGUACUGUGUGUGCCUUAGUGUGAAUGUACAUGUGUGAGAGACAGAGGUAGCUUGCGUGCACAAGCAGCUGUGGUUACACAGGUGUGAUGAGAGCCUGGAGGUAGAGAGUCUCUCCAGAUACUCUCUACAACAGCUGGAUGUGCCAUCAUCGGCAUCCUCUCUUCUCCCUCCCCCCCCCUCUCUCUCUCUCUCUCUCUCUCUCUCUCUCUCUCCCUCCGAACUAAUGAAGGAGAGCAGGCGUGGAAAGGCAAAGGGAGGGCAAAGAUAAGGAAGGGAUGGCACUGAGAGAGACAAGUAAAACGAGGAAGGAGUAAACUGACAACACCAGAGAGAGAGACACACACAAGGGACAAGAUGGAAUGAAGCGGGGCGAGAGAAAGGAAAAAGAGAGGUUAAAAAAAAGGAGGUAGGUACAAGUGAGCGCUCUUUCCCCUCCUCCCUCCACUCUCAGCCACUGGAGACCUGAUUAAGAGAGUAGGCCUAUCGAUCUGCAGCCUGGCAGGUCAGGAUGGAUGAGCAGGCAGGGCUGGAGAGAAGCACCAGAGGACAGGCUCGGCUCCCUCCCUCCACACACCUCACCCGGUCUGGGGGUUGGGGACAAGGGCAGGAGAUGUGGGUGGAGGGCAGCAGGGCUGUGGGCUGGGGCUUGGUUAGGUAGGCGGUCAGGGUGGGCUCCACUCAGGUGAGGAAAGAGGGAGAGGGGCGCGGGGGGGGGGGGGGGGGGGGGUCAAGUCCCAGGAGUGUUAUGAUGGAGUGCCGGUGCCCUUGAACCACUUUCUACACUCCUGUGCGAGCACACACACACCACUGACUGUCCUCCCACCCUGCCUGGCUGUGUGUUUGUCGAAGCAUGGUGGAAGAGGUUGUCUGCAGAUGGCUGCUUAUUGGCCCCCUGGGUCCUGGGCGGGGGGGGGGGGAGCGGUCAGGCAGAGAGAAGGGCGAGCACCACCCGCCUUGUUUGACUGGCCUCGUCCCCUCAGACUGGUGGAACGACUGAUAGCAGCCUCUCACCUGCAGGGAGGAGGGAGGGAGAGGGGAGCGAGGGUCACAGACACUUAGCAGAGAGAAGAUAGGAGAACAGAGGGAAAGAGAGCUAAAUUCCUUUGCAAUCUAUCAGUAUAUCCAAAUGAAAUGGGGGAGAAAGGUAUGCAUGGGUGGAGGGCGAGGUGUCUGAUAUAUUUGAAACAGAAUACAUUUUCAAAGAGGGACUUCUGCUUUCUAUUGAUAAGUCCAUAAAUGAAGUGUCUGAGGUUUUGUAUUUCCACCAUGCAUAGUUGAGCUCAAGGUGUUUCUCUUUUAAACUCCUCUCUUUCAUUGAGUCGAUUCUCAGUCCGUCAGUCAGUCCGUCAGCACAUGAAAGGCGUCCAUUAUAAAUGAUUCAGGCAGAGAAGUUCACUCUGGAUCGUCUUUGAACGCUACGCUGAACACCAAACAGGUUUCCAGUGUUUGAAGUAAUUGCGCGAUACAGGAAAAACAACAAAGACUGAAAGUCAGGAAAUGGAAUUUAUUAAAGGCUUAUAAACCGUAUGUAUGGUACAGAGAGCCAGCAGAGUGCUGGAGGAGGGGUUGGGGCUACAUGAAGGCAGCCUGCAAACCCAUACAGUCGAGCGUUCACACGUACACACUUUUGACCAUCCCAAAAAGCGGUGUUAAAAAGAACAUGUUUAGUGCCAGAGCUGCAGGCUGCAUGGUGGCUGAUUAGCGUGACAUGGUUAAGGGACAUGCCACAGUGAAGCAUGAAGGGAGUUUGAAAGGCCGGCUCUCCAGCCUAGAGGUACGAUGGACACACACCACACGGUACAUCAUUCUGGCCUCAGUGGUUUGUGUUUAUAUUGGAGUGUGGUGUGUGCAUGUGUGUGUGUGUUAUUGCUGUUGACAUGAUGCUCAUGUUUAUUCUGAGACUGUCUACCUCUGGGUGAGCCCAAGGCUUGGUUUUCAUUAAACUACUGCUGACUCUGGA